CAAUCUUUUAAGAUACAGUACAACACACUUCUCCCAUUAGCAGACAAAACACACUCUCUCCAUAGAACAACCUAACAUUACAACAUAAUACAUGCACAACUAUUCCUUUAUAUAUAUCUAUAUAUAUAUAUAUAUAGAUAAUCUUUCUAUAUAUAUAUAAUACCAUCUCACCAAACUUGAGAAAAAAACUAGUCCAAUAUUUCUCUUCAAUAUGGGAAAUGCAGCAGCCUCAUGUGCUCCUUCAUUGUUGAGCAGCAGCAGCAGCAAUGGAGUAAUCAGAGUGUUAUCUUCAUCAGAUGGAAGAAUGGAAAUCUACAGAAGACCCAUCAAAGCAGCUGAGCUAAUGCUCCAAAAUCCAGGCAUGUUCGUCUGUGAUUCCACCUCCCUCCAAGUGGGUCACCGCAUUCAUGGCCUCUCCGCAGACCAACUGCUCGACAAAAAGCCCCAACAACAACAACAACAGCUCUACUUGCUUCUUCCAAUGGAGCUUCUUUACUCGGUUCUUACUCUUGAAGAAAUGGCUUCUUUCAAUUCUUUGUUAAUUGGAACCAAUCUCGUUAUUAGUGAUAAUCCAACUAAAUCCUCACUCAAUCACAGUAUCAACUUUGGUAAGAUUUUUCCUUCUCUUGGUGAGUUUUGUAUGUUUCUUCCUCAGAGUAAUAGUUCUAAUGAUCAUAAUUCUUCUGAGGUUGUUGAGAGGAACUACUGCAAGCAGAGAUCAUGGAGACCUGCUUUAGACACCAUUGUUGAAACUACUCCAUCUUCUAAACAACAUUAUUGAUUAAUUUUAGUAGUUUUUUUUUUAAUUGUAAUUUUUUUUGGGGUUGUAUAUUGUUUUUAGUUUAGAGUAAUGCUAUAUAUAUAUAUAUAUGACAAUUUUGCGGGCAUCACUUCACUUUUAAGUCUUACUGGUGAGACUCUUCAAUGUUCUCGAUCUGUGAAGAGUUCUCGGCGCGAUUAUUUUUUAUAAUAGCAUAUAUUGUAGUUAUUUUAACGCAAUUUUUAGAAAAUUUCAAAUAAUUUUGCAUGCAUCGUCAAUAUUUUUGUAUGGUAGUGGAAAAAACAUUUAUAUAUAUAAUGUUUAUAUAUAUACAUCUAUGUGGAUA
This is a messenger RNA of Humulus lupulus (European hop), 1106 nucleotides long. RefSeq lists its product as uncharacterized. The record is from RefSeq and is a predicted model, not a curated record. Bases 212 to 781 code for a protein of 189 amino acids. NCBI's taxonomy places the organism in Eukaryota, Viridiplantae, Streptophyta, Magnoliopsida, Rosales, Cannabaceae. The transcript has a single exon.